Molecule: messenger RNA, 1825 nt
Organism: Daucus carota subsp. sativus
Lineage: Eukaryota; Viridiplantae; Streptophyta; Magnoliopsida; Apiales; Apiaceae
Product: putative protease Do-like 14
Exons: 16
Coding region: 175-1572 (465 amino acids)
Molecular function (GO): protein binding
Source: RefSeq, a predicted model, not a curated record
CUUUUUAGGAAUAAAUCCGAUUCGGCAACGAACACGAUUUCUGUGAGUAUACUACCGGUUAAAAAUCGCCGUGUUGUUUGUCUCACUGUUGAAUCACCUCCUUGACCGGAAACUGCUCGGUAACCCUAAGCGUACCGAUUAUUUAUCACUCGAUCUAUCUCAGACUUUCGGAGAAUGGGGCUACGGCGAGUAGGUAUAGUACAAUGCUCGCACGAUUUCUCCAAGUUGGAUGCUAUUAUAAAGAAUUAUGAUAAAUUUGACAUCGGCACCAAGAAUGCUAUCCUCCAAGCUUCUCCCAGUGUUGUCUCUCUUAUAAGUCGAACCGGUGACAAAGUGGUAUUUCUUGGCUCUGGGACUAUCAUAGAGUGUGAGGCCCAUGAUGAAAGUUUCCUGUCUACUAUCUUAACUUCUGCAACUUUCCUGCGAGGUCCUGAUGAUGAAGCUUCUAUUUUACCUAAUCUUAUGAUUAAUGUAUAUCUAUCCAGCGGUAAAUUAUACGAGGGGAAAGUUUUGACAUACGACUUCUAUUACAACAUCGCAAUUAUCAGCAUCAAGUCUGAUGCACUUCUCUCAACUGCUAAAAUGAGAUGCGUUGAUGAUAGUAUAGCAAUAGAUUCUAACACAUCUAUGCUAGACGGUGCAAUUUCGUUAUUGCAUGGAGAUGAAGAAACAGUUUCAACUCGGUAUAAUCUAUUUCCUGGUAAACUUGUCAUAGCAUUAGCUCGUAACUUUGAAGCACCCUUUGAGAUUAUGGCUGCUCCUGGUUAUUUCAGUUGUAAUGAUUUUCAUCAUGAUUGCAAAGAGCUUUUCUGGACGACGUGCAAAGUGACUAAGAUUGUUGUUGGAGGACCCGUCAUCAAUUGUUAUGGAGAAGUCAUUGGAGUAAGCUUUGCCUUAAGCCCAGUCAAUGCAUUUCUGCCGAUAAAUAUUGCAUUGAAGUGUUUGGAGGAUCUGAAGGAAAAUAGGCAAGUUCCAAGGCCUUAUCUUGGAGUGGGUGUUGCUAAUCUUUACACUGCAAAGUUAGAGAAGCUGGAUGAACUGACUGGAACAUUCCCUCAUGUAACCAAAGGAGUUAUAAUUGAACAGGUUGAGAAUAUGAGAAUUCAUGCUCGUGUGAAAAGGAGAAAGGUAUGCCAUUGGACUUUUUGGUCUGUUAGGAAAUGGCUCAAAGCAAGGGUCCUACUUCAAAAUAUUGAGAAGAAAAAGAGAAUCCAAACAAGUGGUAGGAAGAUGAAGAUAAAGAAGAAAAAGAGAAUCCAAACAAUAGAUGGGAACAUGAAGUUAAAACAAGAAUCUCCUGCUGGUCGUGAUGGUCUAUGUUGCGACGAUGUUAUUAUUAGUUGUGAUGGAAAUUCAGUAGGGAGUCCUCUCGAGCUGACUGAAGUUCUAUGGAACCAAGAAGGGAAGCCUGUUGAGCUGAUUGUGCUAAGGCCAAGAAUUGGUCAACUAAAGCUGACUGUGACAGUUGGCACUAGCCCAAAGAUGAACAGGUGGCAUGACCCAUAUGUUGGCGACUUUGACUUUUCCGAAUUAGAAGAUAAACUAGCUAGGGAGAGAAAAGAUAAAAGUUGAGAUGGGUUAUCUUAGAUUUUUGAUGAGCAGUUUGUCAAGCCAGUUACAUAUACACUCCAUGACAUGGAAAAAGCUUGAACACAUUUCUCUAUUGACAUCCUUUUGUCUCUAGUAUUUAUUUGUUAGUUGUGUUUCCUGGUUCAUUUGGCUCAUGGUGCAUGUAAUGAAUCAAGAUGCAGAAUCAUAUUACGCUUAAAUCGUAAUAUGUCUUAUUUUUUGUAUACCUGGUAAUCAUAUUACGCUUAAAUUGAUA